Messenger RNA from Sphaerodactylus townsendi, 5773 nucleotides. RefSeq names its product centrosomal protein 152 (gene CEP152). NCBI's taxonomy places the organism in Eukaryota, Metazoa, Chordata, Lepidosauria, Squamata, Sphaerodactylidae. The record is from RefSeq and is a predicted model, not a curated record. Gene Ontology annotation, biological process: centriole replication. Gene Ontology annotation, cellular component: centrosome. The transcript has 26 exons. Bases 144 to 5417 code for a protein of 1757 amino acids.
UUGCCUUCUGAAUCUAUCACUUCCUGUGUGUUGGAAUAACCGAAGAUGCUUCUGCUGUUGCAUUUAAUGGACAUGUAGCCUGUGCAAAUAGUGAUACUUCUUUUUUUCAGUUGCAGAAACUGCUGACGGACCUUCCCCAUGACAUGCUGGAAGACAGCGGGGAUCGCCUCUCCAACUUCUCCAACUGUAGCGCACCCGGGGAGCAUGAUCAAGUAUGUGAACCCUGGGAUCAGGAGGCCAGGUGGAACGAUCAUCCAGUUACAGCCAAGCCACAAAAUGGUCCAAACUUGUAUGCUGAACGUUUCCUGUACGAUCAAAGCGACCAUCAAGGCGAAGUGCAUCCCACUGAGUGGCCAGUCCAUUGCACUGGGGACGAGGAAAGAAACAUGUACGAGAUCUCCGGCAGGGCUAGUGACGAUGGGUCGGAUGAUGGGUUUGUUGGAAGAGACAGCUGUCGAGCCCCAAACCGCUACCCCCAGGACAACGCAUACCAUCUUCCAGAAAACUUUAGACCACCGUACACGAAUGGCCACCAGCAGGAAUUCAGUAACCAGCACAAAACAGCAAACUUUGGAGAUAUCAAGUUCAGCACUUCUGAGCCCCCUAACAGCCAGUCUGCGGAGACUUACAAAGUGAUAUAUAAACCCUACCAGAAUAACAUCCAGAGGCCGGUCGCUGUUUCUCCAGAUGCCGCGAGAAGAAAUGAGGCAUUUGAAGACUUGCAGCAGGAAUUUCUGGGGACUGGAGAGAACGCUCCAGACAAUGUGCAGAUUCUCCAGCUUCAGGUCCUCAACAAGGCGAGAGAGCGGCAGCUGGAGGAACUUCGCAAACAACUGGAAGAGAGAGCACAGCAGAUUAGGUAUCUGUCCCAUCAGCUUUCCAUUGUCAAAGACGAAAAGGAUGGCAUGUGCCUUAGUCUCCAGGAAAGUCAACAACUUCAUCAAAACAGCAAAGAAAAGGAAGUCCAGCUUGAAGCCCAAAUAAAAGCUCUUGAAGCACAGAUCCAAACUCUAGCUGCCAAUGAGGAGAAGCUCAUCAAACAAGCCAAGGUAGCAGAGACUGCCAUGGAAAGCGCGCAGCAGCAUCUCCUGGAACUCCGGCGCUCCGAUGCUCUUCAGCGCGCCAGAGAACAGCAUGAGGGGAUUGUCGCUGCCCUGAAGCAGAAGUACGAAGAGCAGGUCUUGUCGUUGCAGGGGAAACUGGAUGCCAGGGCCACAGAGCUGCAAGAGCAGACAGAACUCUGCUGUCAUCUAAGAGCACACCUGAAACAGCUUGAAAGAAACCUAGAAGAAAGCAAGUUAGAAAAAAAUGCAAUAAUCAACCAGCUCUCAAGAAGCCUAGAAGAAAGCCAAAACCAGUGUGCAAACCUACUGCAAACAGGUUUGGUGCAAGAGACAAAUCAGCUGCGGCUGCAGCUUCAGCAAGCCCAGUCAGCUCAGCUGAUUUGCAGUGAAAUGAACAAGGCUCUGCAGGAAGAACUGAAGGACCUAAAAGAAGAAAUAGUUUUGUACGAAUCCGCUGCAAAACAUGGCGUAUAUCUCAGUGACCCAGGAGGAAAAUUAAACGUAGACAUGACUGACUCUUAUGUGGAUUUGGGUAUUAAGAAGGUCAAUAACAAAACCAGACUUCACAGCAAUGCACAGAAUAAAGAAACGGAGAAAGAACUCUGUAAAGAUGAGCUCAUCUUGGAGCUGAAGGCAGAAAUGGAACGUUUACUGAAUGGGAACAAAACAAAGAGGGACCGGGUUUCUCAACUGCAGAAUAAUCUCAAAGAGUGCCAGAAGACCAUAGAAGAGCUGAAGCAGCUGGUCAAAACAAACGGCCAAGAGACAAAAGGAAGAAAUAUAGAAAGUCCAUCGAAUGUCUUGCAGUCUCAUAUACGUGCUAAUGAGAAUAAUCUUGAAGAAGAAAUUGUGAGGCUCCAAAAGGAAAUCCAAGUUUCACAGCAAGAGAUGGAGAGCCGGCGUGCACGCAUCCAAGAACUCGAAGAAAACGAGGAGAAACUGAAAAAAGUCAACCAGGAACUUUGUAGUCAAAUGAGGCAGAUGGUUCAGGACUUUGAUCGGGACAAACAAGUAAUUGACAGGUACGAGAGAACCUAUCGGCAGCAUUAUGAAGACGUAAAGAAGAAGUAUUGUGAAGAGCUCACGCAAGCGCAUUCUGUAGAGAAAGAAGAACUCACCCGGGCUUAUGACGAGAACAUUGCGCAGUUAAAGGCUGAAAUUGACGAGCUGAACAAAGAGAUACUGACGGUCAAGGAAUGUUACAUCUCAGUCUGCAGAGAGAAAGAUGAUCAGGAGGCUACCCUGAAGGGAACGUUUGAACAAGAGCAACAGCUGAAGGAAGAGAGUAUCAAGAAACAACUGCUGGAGGAAAAAGAAAAAUCCUUGAACGUCUUGAAGUCUGAGCUAGAAGAAGCGCACAAGAAUUCCCUCCUGGCGGCCAAGGCCCAGUGGCAGGAAGAGAAAGAAACUGACGUCAAGCGACGUGUUGAGAAUGAAGUAGAAAGAGCCAAAGCAAGUUGGGAAACAGAACGGAAAGAGACCGUAGGCCAAGCUAUUCGGAAAGUUGAAGAAGAAUGGCAGCGUAGACUGGACCAAGCGGUGGAAGGAAGCAAGAGAGCCGUCGUGGAACUCAAAGACUGCUGCAGCCAAACCCAGCCGGUGACCAUCAUGGACGAAACACUGAGCCAGCUGUUGGCAAGGGAAGUUGAGAAGCAAACGCUGUCUUUGCAGGAGGUGCUGAAAGAAAAGGAGAAGGCCUUAAGACAGCAUGAAAUAAGUCUGGAAAUGAGACGCCCUGAGCACAUUGCCCGCCAGGUGGAGCUGGCCCUGACCAAGGCUCGUGCCAGGUGGCUGCAGGAACUGACCGAGCUGGAGGAGUACAGAACUCAUCUGAAAGCCGCUCAGGAAAAAUGGGAGAAGGACCACGAAGUCAACACGGCCAAACAGGUAUCUCUGGCUGUUUCAGCAGCGGAAGAGAAAUGGAAGAAGGAACUUGAGAAUAGUGACCAAAGCAGAAUGAGGACUAAGGAGCUGGAAGAGAAGAUCCUUUCCUUCAAACGAGAGCUGGAGCUCAAGAAAGAGGAAAUCCCCGCUAUUGUGAAAGCCGAACUGGCCAGAGCUCGGACCCUGUGGAACAAGGAGAAGCAAGAGGAAGUCCUUGCGAUCCAGGAACAAAACGAGAAAGACUAUCACGCCUUCCUGCACGACCACAGGAAUAAAAUCAGCGAGUUGCUGGUCAAGGCCAAAGAGGACUUCGCAAAGCAGAGGGAGGAGCUGCUGGAGCAAAAAGAGGCGGAGCUAAAGGCGUGCGUGGAGAGGAAGCAGCAAGAAUGGGCCGUUCAGGAAGCGAAGAGGAUCCAAAACGAAGUCAGUCAGUAUGAAGACAGGACUCUGGUCCUGGUGGAGCUCUUGGUGGACGAAAUGCACGAGGAUUUGGUUCGAUGCGCGGGGGAUGUGUCCGCCUGGCAAGCCAAGUGGGGAACGGCUCCCUGUGUUCAAGUCCACCUCCAGUUCAAAGACAGACUGACGCUGUGUCUGCAAAAGGCGUACACCAGGGCGGUCUAUGCUGUCCUAGAAAAAGCCAAACAAAAGGUGAGAAAGGCACCUGAGGAUCCAGACUGGGGUUUUCAAGAUCCAGCGCGCCCUGGCUUACAGAACAGCGAAGGAGAGACAGGAGACAAAGCAAGAGGAGCCGCGUAUGACGUGGGAGAGCCAGCAGAGUUCCAAAGAAGAUGGAGGAAGCCACCAUCUCUUCAGGAGACUGAAACGGACAAGGCCCCGUUGCUUCUGUCUCAUUGGUCUGUGGCAGAUUCGAAGCGCCCCUUGUCCCAGGAAGACCUUUGCGGCAAACGCUGCCUUCAGCAGCUCGAAAGAAAGGAAUGGGAAUGUCAGGAUUUGAGGAAGAAGCUCGACAAAGUGUGCAGGCAUCUCCAGCUGGCAGUGAAAGAGCACCAAGAAAAAUCGGAACAAUGGCAAGAAAACGAAAAAAGGGUGCAGGCAUUAACUGCGGAAAAUGUGGCGAUGAAGAGCCGACUGGAAGAUAGCAGCAUCCAAGCAAGAUCGUUGUCCGAGGGGUGUGUUCCAAAACCUUGCCCUUCCUGUGAUGGAAAAGCCUUGGAAGAAAUGCGUUCCCAAUAUAUUAAAGCUGUGGGCAAAAUUAAGAGCGACAUGCUUCGUUAUAUCCAGGAAAGUAAGGAGAGAGCAGCGGACAUUAUUAAAGCCGAAGUGCUGAGGGAGCGUCAGGAGACUGCCCGGAAGAUGCGCAAAUAUUACCUGAUUUGUCUUCAGCAACUUCUGACGGAUGAUGGAAAGACCGAAGGGGCCGAGAAGAAAAUAAUCUGCGCGGCUGGCAAACUGGCAACCAUGGCCAAAAUCCUCGAAACGCCGGUGCGUAACUCAUGGCAGAGCACAGCCGCCCACUCAGCCCUGCCCCAGAAUUCCAAGCCAUUUGCUGGGGUCGAGGAUCCUAAAGGAAAUCACGCGCAGCAUCCUAAGCAAACCUCUUCUGAAAAUCCGGUUGGGGGCAGAGGUGUGGCCAAAAAGACCAACCAGCCGGGGACUCAGAAACGUAUACCUUGUAGUUUAAGGCAGCGGCUGGAUGCUGAAAGUCCAUCUCUGUCUUCCAACACUCUGGCGAGUGGGAAUACGUUAAAACAACUGGACAAUGUUUUGGUAGAUGCUCUAACCUCACCGAUGGCUUCCAAUGCAGACAGGAAUGCCGAACAAGGCCUGCCUCCUUCUGUUGACGCCGCAGCCUUCCAGACUCGUUCCCCUCACAUUUCUCAGACCAAAUUCCAAAAUGCGACUCCGGCCACCUGUGCCAACUCUGGGGGAGCUCGAGGAAUGCCUCAGAGCCAAAAUGAAAGGUCGACCUUGAAAGAAUUCGGAUGCCUCCAACCCAGUAGCCAUCCGGAGGCAGCUCCUAGAAAAUCUAAAGACUAUCAUGUUCAGGAAGCGCCAGUGAAGGAUGACGGAGGCUCCGUUGAUGGUAGCCUGGUCAGUGAGCCUCUGUUCUUGGAACGCAACCACAGGCCUUUGGGUGCUGCUCAAAGAGCACAUCCCAGCCCCCAAGCAGAAUUCUGCCAAUGGUUCCCCACACCAAACCCCUUUUCUGAUGUCCAGGAAGGCGCUUCUGGUUUCUACCGACAAGGCAGCAGUCAAAGAGGCAGGGUUCUUGUGACUACAAGCCAAACCUCGAGGCGCCACGAAGAUCUCCUCAAGGUGAACCCAGGUCACACGCCAGAUGAGAAUCCGGACCAGCUGAGUUCUCCUGGUGCCCAGCAAAGCAGUGCGGAGUUGUGUUCAGUGGUGGGGAAAAGCUACAGUGCGCUGCAUUCGAAGAAACGGAUACGUGAUGUGAUGGAUUUUCAGCAAGACAGUGGUUUUGACAGCCCCCAAAUCAACUUUGAUUAACACUGGGGGUCUUGGAACACUCUCCUAAAAGAGACGCUUUAAAUAUAUUUAUAAGAAAGUCGUGGGAAAAGGAGCCAAUUGUGCCACAAACCUCUGAGGUGCCUUUUUAUGUGUUUUUUUUUUAAACUUCCUAAUUUGACUUCUGUGAACAAACCAACCCCAAAUAUUUAUUCAGGUUUUGGAUAUGUCUCCGCUGUGUGGCUUAACUCUGUAUAAACUGUCUUUUUAUAUAAAUGUUUGUGCGUCUCUUUGUGAGAAACGAUCUAUUUUUAUACCUCGAGAUUAGCGUGCCGUGCAAUGCAACCUUUUUUUAUUGUUUAUGCAGAAAUAAAACUGACUUCGUUGUCCUCCGUGUA